This is a messenger RNA of Rhipicephalus microplus (southern cattle tick), 639 nucleotides long. RefSeq names its product circumsporozoite protein-like. NCBI's taxonomy places the organism in Eukaryota, Metazoa, Arthropoda, Arachnida, Ixodida, Ixodidae. The record is from RefSeq and is a predicted model, not a curated record.
AUGACGGCGACGACAAUGGCAACACCCAAUAUGGACCUUAUACGGGGCAUGACGGCGACGACAACGGCAACACCCAAUAUGGACCUUAUACGGGGCAUGACGGCGACGACAACGGCAACACCCAAUAUGGACCUUAUAUGGGGCGUGAAGGCGACGACAAUGGCAACACCCAAUAUGGACCUUAUACGGGGCAUGACGGCGACGACAAUGGCAACACCCAAUAUGGACCUUAUACGGGGCAUGACGGCGACGACAAUGGCAACACCCAAUAUGGACCUUAUACAGGGUAUGACGGCGACGACAAUGGCAACACCCAAUAUGGACCUUAUACGGGGCAUGACGGCGACGACAAUGGCAACACCCAAUAUGGACCUUAUACGGGGCAUGACGGCGACGACAAUGGCAACACCCAAUAUGGACCUUAUACAGGGUAUGACGGCGACGACAAUGGCAACACCCAAUAUGGACCUUAUACGGGGCAUGACGGCGACGACAAUGGCAACGCCCAAUAUGGACCUUAUACGGGGCAUGACGGCGACGAUAAUGGCAACACCCAAUAUGGACCUUAUAUGGGGCAUGAUGGCGACGACAAUGGCAACACCCAAUAUGGACCUUAUACGGGGCAUGACGUUUCUCUGA